Belonocnema kinseyi is the source of this 1732-nucleotide messenger RNA. It is a transcript of the gene TrpRS, whose product is annotated as tryptophan--tRNA ligase, cytoplasmic. Gene Ontology annotation, molecular function: ATP binding; tryptophan-tRNA ligase activity. The coding region runs from base 146 to 1375 and encodes 409 amino acids. NCBI's taxonomy places the organism in Eukaryota, Metazoa, Arthropoda, Insecta, Hymenoptera, Cynipidae. Gene Ontology annotation, biological process: tryptophanyl-tRNA aminoacylation. Gene Ontology annotation, cellular component: cytoplasm. The record is from RefSeq and is a predicted model, not a curated record. The transcript has 3 exons.
ACACGAGACCCACGAGACCGAUGAAGACUGAUCUGGCUACCUGGUUGGCCUGACAGUAUUCCUUUCUCGCACGUGAGGAGAUAUAUUUGUACCAAUUCUUUUAAUAUCUAAAUAAUAAUAGUUCGUGAGUAAAGAAACGUGAAUCAUGACCGCUGAAGAAGUCAAGAUUAAAAAUCUGACGAUAAACGACUCUUUAGAGGAAGAAGAUGUAGUGACACCCUGGUCUGUUGAAAGCACGGUUGAUACCGGAAUCGACUACGAUAAACUCAUCAAACGCUUCGGCAGUUCGAAGAUCGAUGAAGAGCUUCUCCAGCGAUUUGAGAAGCUCACGGGCAAGAAGCCUCAUCACUUCCUCCGACGUGGGAUCUUUUUCUCUCACCGAGAUAUGCACACAAUCUUGAACCUUUACGAGCAAGGCAAACCUUUUUACCUCUACACAGGUCGAGGUCCAAGUUCCGAAUCUAUGCAUCUCGGUCACCUAAUCCCCUUCAUGUUCUGCAAAUGGUUGCAAGAUGUCUUUAACGUUCCUCUCAUCGUUCAGUUGACGGACGACGAAAAAUCCAUCUGGAAGAACAUAAAAAUCGAGGAUGCAAUCACACUAGCUUAUAAAAACGCGAAGGACAUUAUAGCCUGCGGCUUCGAAUCUAGAAAUACUUUUGUAUUCUCCAAUCUGGAGCACAUUGGUAGCAAUCCUGCCUUCUAUCAGAAUAUGAUUCGAAUACAAAAGUGUGUAACUUACAAUCAGGUGAAGGGUAUUUUUGGAUUUGGAGAUAGCGAUCCUAUUGCCAAAAUCUCUUUUCCUCCGACGCAAGCUGCUCCUGCACUUUCCAGCACAUUUCCAUUUAUUUUCAAGGAUAUUAAGGCGCAUUGUCUGAUUCCUUGUGCAAUUGAUCAGGAUCCUUACUUUAGGAUGACGCGGGACGUCGCGCCGAGAAUUGGACAUCCAAAACCUGCAUUAAUGCAUUCGACUUUCUUUCCUGCUUUGCAAGGUUCCAAGACUAAGAUGUCUGCUAGUGAUGAUAAUACGGCAAUAUUUCUGACUGAUACGGCAAAGCAGAUCAAGAAUAAAAUCAAUAAGCACGCCUUUUCGGGAGGACAGGCUACUGUCGAGGAACAUCGGAAAAUUGGAGGGAACUGUGAUAUUGAUAUCUCUUAUCAGUGGCUGAGAUUCUUCCUGGAGGACGAUGAGAGAUUGGAGGAGCUUAGAAAAGGAUAUACAUCCGGAGAAAUUUUGACUGGUGAACUGAAAAAGGAAUUGAUAGACGUCCUGCAGAAAGUGGUAGCAACACAUCAGGAAAAUAGGAGUAAAGUAACAGACGGGACAUUGCAAGAAUACAUGCGGCCUAGAGAUCUUGGCUUCAUAUCGAAAAAGUGACUUAAUUCUACAAGAAUUUAGUUUGAUUUGCACAAGUGUUUGUACAAUUUGUACAAAGACAAAACAAGAAUUGCAUUUUUAUGUAAGGUCAUGAAAAUAAUGAAUUUUAAGGGAGAGAUUUUGUCAAAGACUUUUUUACUAAAAAGUAAAACAGUCUGAAUUCUUUGUUUCAAAGUCUAUGUCUAAAAACGUCCGCAUUUUUUGAAUAAGCUUUGCAGGAAACAUUUUUCUAUAAGGUAGAAAAUUAUCUUAUUUAUUUUGUACUUUCAUUUUUCGAUCCAGGGAUAGAAUCAUUUUGUUAUCAAAUUUAUUUAUUAUAAUAGGCAAAAAAUAAAGGUAUUUAGCUAUUAUUGUUUA